This is a messenger RNA of Acanthosepion pharaonis, 1227 nucleotides long. The record is from the annotation of a GenBank genome assembly. Lineage: Eukaryota; Metazoa; Mollusca; Cephalopoda; Sepiida; Sepiidae.
AUGCCUUUUGUCACGACUACCGCCGCGAAAGACGAUCAAUGCCCGUUGCACAACAACCCGGUAUCUAUCUAUCUAUCUAUCUAUCUAUCUAUCUAUCUAUCUAUCUAUCUCAGUCUGUUCGUAUCUAUCUAUCUAUCUAUCUAUCUAUCUAUCUAUCUAUCUAUCUAUCUAUCUCUUAAUAUCUCUGUGUGCGUAUCUAUCUAUCUAUCUAUCUAUCUAUCUAUCUAUCUAUCUAUCCAAAUUUUAACAUCAAUCUUUCAUCUCUAUAUAUUUUAUCAUUCCGAUCUAACUACCCUAUCUAUCUAUCUAUCUAUCUAUCUAUCUAUCUAUCUAUCUAUCUAUCUAUCUACAAGGGUUGUUACGGCGAAAGAAUCUAUGGAGAUUGUUUCUUGUUUCUUGUUUGUUGUUUCUUCUUCUUCUUCUUCUUUUUCUUCUUCUUCUUCUUCUUCUUCUUCUUCUGACUCUGACUCUUCUUCUGACUCUUCUACUUCUGACUCUUCUUCUUCUUCUUCUUAUGACUCUUCUUCUUCUUCUGACUCUUCUUCUUCUUCUUCUUCUUAUGACUCUUCUUCUUCUUAUGACUCUUCUUCUUCUUAUGACUCUUCUUCUUAUGACUCUUUAAAAUCUCUCUCUUUCUCUCUCCCCCCUCUCUCUUUCUCCCCCCUCUCUUUUUCACUCUUUUAUCUAACUUCACUUACUCAUAUUUCCCUCUCUUUCUUGUCUCUCGCUCAUCCUUGUGUCUCCCUUUCUUUUUCUGGCGCCAUUUUACUUGGCGUUCAAACCAGCCUUUCUCAACGCCCAAGGAACAUGUCGCGCGACCUUCACCAACGGUUUAUCACCAAUGCAAUAUUCUACGCUACUAACAAACCAAGUCCUCUGCAAUCUUUUCUAACGACUCACUUGUUGGUCACAGAAAAACUGAAACAGAUGGCACUGCACCAUUCUGGUAAAAACCAGAGUGACACAAUUUUACGAGACUAUAUCAAUGAUCACAAAGAAAGUGUUAAGCCUGCGACAAGACGCGUGUCACAAGAAUCGGUGGUUGUGUUUGCUAUGUUGGUGUUUGUUGGGCUGCUCAUUUGCGCAGUUUUCUCUGUCGCAAACCAAUCUGCUAGGACCAGAAGUAGCUCAGUAGGGUCGUCUUUCGAUAUCUAUGAAGGUAACCCGUAUAGACUGGAUCGUCACAGACAUCGGAAUAGGUCUGCCAGAGCGCAUUCGCCAAGUUAA